Messenger RNA from Arabis nemorensis, 1416 nucleotides. NCBI's taxonomy places the organism in Eukaryota, Viridiplantae, Streptophyta, Magnoliopsida, Brassicales, Brassicaceae. The record is from the annotation of a GenBank genome assembly.
AUGGAUCUGUUGACCGGAGUUACACCUCCGAUGAGGACAAGUUUUGUCUCUUCAUUUCGCAAGAGGAGACAAAGCUCUGUAUUCGGUUCAUUUACUUCUUCCCCAAGCAAUCAGGCGCUUCUCAUUAACAAAGAUGAGAUCCAAAACUCUGUUGUAACAUCCAUCAAAUCAUUUGUUGCUUCUCAUCUUAAGCUAUCAGUCCCUGAGGAUCUUUCGAUUCCUCAAGAAUACCGUAGCUGCACGUUCUCUCAAUCCGUUCUCAACGGAAUCAAUGUUCUAUGUGGAGUAUCUUUACUUGCAAUGCCUUACGCAGUGAAAGAAGGAGGAUGGUUAGGGCUUUUCAUACUCUUAUCCUUUGGUAUCAUAACUUUCUACACAGGUAUUCUCCUCAAGAGAUGUCUCGAGAAUUUGCCCGGAAUCCACACUUACCCGGACAUCGGUCAAGCUGCAUUCGGCACCACUGGACGCAUCCUAGUCUCUAUACUUCUCUACGUGGAGUUAUACGCAUCGUGUGUGGAAUACAUAAUCAUGAUGAGUGAUAAUUUGUCAGGGAUGUUCCCAAACACAUCCGUAUAUAUCACUGGAGUAUCUCUAGAUUCUAAUCAAGUUUUCGCCAUUACCUCGACUCUUAUUGUUCUUCCGACUGUCUGGCUCAGAGACCUUAGCUUAUUGUCCUAUCUCUCAGCCGGAGGUGUCUUCUCUUCAAUCUUGCUUGCGCUUUGCCUCUUCUGGGUUGGAUCAGUCGACAAGGUUGGAUUUCACCUAAGCGGAAAAGCUCUCGAUUUAACUAAUUUACCCGUCGCAAUCGGAAUUUACGGGUUCGGUUUUGGGAGUCACUCUGUUUUUCCCAACAUAUACUCAUCCAUGAAAGAGCCUUCCAAGUUUCCUAUGGUGCUUCUCAUCAGCUUUGGGUUUUGUACGGUAUUUUACAUCGCUGUAGCGGUUUGCGGAUACACGAUGUUUGGCGACGCGAUUCAGUCACAGUUCACAUUGAACAUGCCUCAACAUUUCACCUCAUCAAAAAUCGCAGUCUGGACAGCGGUCGUUACGCCAAUGACGAAAUACGCUUUAACCCUCACUCCAGUAGUGUUAAGCCUAGAAGAACUCAUACCGUCUUCGUCAAGAAAGAUGAGAUCAAAAGGCGUGUCUAUUCUCUUUAGAACCAUCUUAGUUCUCUCUACUUUGGUCAUUGCACUCACUGUCCCAUUCUUCGCUACUGUCGCGGCUCUUAUUGGAUCUUUCAUCGCAAUGCUUAUCGGGUUAAUAUUCCCGUGUCUAUGUUAUCUCAGCAUUAUGAAGGGUAGAUUAACUAAGUUUCAAAUCGGAGUUUGUAUUUUCAUCGUCAUUAUUGGCGUUGUGAGCGGUUGCUGCGGGACAUACUCUGCUAUCGCCAGAUUAAUCGGCGAAAUGAGUUAA